GCACUGAGAGGGUCCUGAUCUGAGGGGCUGAUAGGUCUGAACUCAGCAGCCGGUGUGCUUGAGAUAAUGCCAUCCUCUCCUCUGUAGACUAGAACCAACUUAAACCAUUCUUGACGAGCGUUUCACAAGAUUCACAACGAGCUGGCACAGCACAAGAAGAAAGAAAUUCAAACACUUUUGGAACAACUGGAGGAAGACAUAAUUAAAACCGCACUACAUCCAUGGAUGAAAACAAGCCUCCUCGUAUGUAUUUUAUCGGCAAGAAAGAAGAUCUCGUUCAGGCCAACAGAAUGAAUGUGACUCUAGAUGGAAGAGACAUUCUUAUUAUAUAUCAUCAGAGAACUUUCUAUGCAAUGGACCUGCAGUGUUACCAUGCUGGCAGUAGUUUAGAGCCCGGCGAUAUUGAGGAAAUCAACAACAAGCUCUGUAUUGUGUGCCCAAAGCACAAGUAUAAGAUCACUCUGGCUGAAGGUGAGGGGUUAUACAAGGCCAGCAACCCCACAGAAAAAGUCCCUACUCCACGGUGGUAUUCCAAAGGCAUAAAGCAGAGAGUGCACAAAGUGACAGAAGUAGACGAAGACAUCUUUGUGACGUUGUCCAGCUGCCCCGGGUGGAUUGAGUCAGACUAUUAUCAGACUGAGAAGGGCAGGGCAGAACUGAGAAAAGCACAGGAGUCAGAGAAUGGAGAAGCAGACGUGAAUGCAGAUGAAGACGUUUAGUCAGGCAGCAACAGUGAGACGAGAGCUUCAGGGAUCCUAAGGGAACUGCAUAUAUUAAGAUUGAUGAUUUCAGAGUCAGUCGGCAUGAAUAAACCUGCGAUUUGACAUCAUUUAUCAAAAUAAUAUCAUAACCCUUUUUUGUGACAGUGCCAGGAUCUUUAUACAUCUCAAUGAUUCACAGUGAUGCCUCUCUUUAAGCUCAACUUGUUAGGUUUUGCAAAAAAAAAAAUCCUAAUAUCUGAAAAAAUCUUAGAAAUGUGCAUUCUUAAAAAAAGGAUACAUUUUAGAAA
Carassius carassius (crucian carp) is the source of this 1009-nucleotide messenger RNA. RefSeq names its product Rieske (Fe-S) domain containing (gene rfesd). Lineage: Eukaryota; Metazoa; Chordata; Actinopteri; Cypriniformes; Cyprinidae. The coding region runs from base 222 to 719 and encodes 165 amino acids. Gene Ontology annotation, molecular function: 2 iron, 2 sulfur cluster binding. The transcript has 5 exons. The record is from RefSeq and is a predicted model, not a curated record.